UUCGGGAGACCAAACUUCCCUUUCAGCUCCAAUUCCGUCAUUACCGACAUAUACGUCGUCAAGGUCCCCGAUGCAGAGAUUUGCCAGUCAUCGACUCGGACGAUUGGCUGCACCACUUGCGGCUAACAUACACCCUCUAAUCGUUGAUCUCAUGAAUGAGAUCCACCACCUACUCACGAUCCCUUACUGCUUGAUCGCGCGACAACACAAGUUAUCAGUCUGCGCAUGGGCCCACAGUUAUAUUGCCUUAUCCUGUUUGUUGUCUUUUCUAAACAACGCAGAGGACGUCCACUCGCUCCUCGUGAAGCCAAACAGACCAGUUCGCUAGAUGACCGACAGUUUCACAUUCCGUUUCGUAUAUUCAGCACACUCAUAUGUGCGCUCGUAGCUCUCAAGUGUUCGAGAGUACCACAGGAGAUCAUGACACACAGUCGGUUCACUUGCCCGCCCUCAGGACCUUUCGCAGAUGCAGAUGCACAGAACUAAGAUGACGCAUUCUCGAUCACAGAAAACAGUCACUCCCAUUUUCGAAACACCUUCAGAGCAGAAUUAGAUUUUGCAAAACAAUUACGUAACAAUUCAGUCUAACAGAGUA
Molecule: messenger RNA, 595 nt
Organism: Chara braunii
Lineage: Eukaryota; Viridiplantae; Streptophyta; Charophyceae; Charales; Characeae
Source: the annotation of a GenBank genome assembly